AAACAUGGCUCAUUCAGACAUAGUGCAUGAAACUUAUCACAUUUCUCAUAUUGCCGAGUGGUUUCAUGCCUUUCCUCAUGUUGAUAUUAGAUUUGCAUCAGUAAAUACAACAUUUGAUCCUAGCAAUAGUGCUUACUUAGAGGCAUUAGGAAUCAUCAUAGCAGUUCCUGGAUUUUAUCUGAUUUUAACUUUGUUAGCUUUUUUGAUAUUUUUUUUAUGCCGUUGUUGUGAUUCAAGCUUUAAAAGGAAAAGAAAGAUAACCCCCUUGAAAUGGACGCUUGGCUUUUUUGCUAUUCUUUGCUGCGGAGCUCUUGCUGUUGGGCUGUAUGGCAAUGAUACUGCUCACAAUGGUAUUGAAAAAGUUGAAUCUGCUACAAGAAAUAUUUCUGAAGUUAUCACGUCAGUGAAAAAUCAGUCUAAAAAAAUUGAAUCUUUGCUCAGUGAUGAUGUCAAACAAGAUUUACAAAAACUAGACGAUUUAUUCAAAGUUGUUCAGAAUGAAACUCUUCGCCUAUUUCUUGAAACUGGCCUUCAUCAUAUGGAAGACAAUGUCAGCACUAGUUUGGACAAAAUUCGUGAAAUUAAUCACAAAGUAGAUACUGUCCAUUUUCAGUCAUUUCCAGACAUUAUUGAUGAAGUUGAAUUUAUUAGAUGGCCUGCCACUAUUGGUCUGUUAUGUCUUCUGAUUGUUUUAUGCAUUACUGUGAUUUGGGGUGUAAUUAAGCAUUCAAGAUGUUUACUGAUAUUAUUUUCAGUAUUUGGAUUAUUGUCUGUAGUUGUGUGUUGGGUAUUAGUUUCUUUAUAUGUUGGAAUUUGUGUGGCUGGGUCUGACUUCUGCCUUGAUCCAGAACCAUUCCUGUAUCAACAAGCUAAUGGAGUUGUUGAAUCUGGCGUUUUAACUUACUACAUCCAUUGUGAUGAGAAGAUUCAAGAUCCAUUUAAUAAAGCAAUAUCUGAAGGUACCAAUUCUUUGAAAAAUGUGAAAGAUACUUUAAAGCAAAUAACUGAAGUGGCAUUGUUGGUAUUGCAUGACAAGAUUGAAGUAAUUGAGGAAACUCUGAAUCAUUUAAAUGAGCACAUCAAUCAGACUGGGACAUUGUUGGAUGGUAUCAUAAAUGUCCUAAAAUGUGAUUAUGUCAAUGGAGAGUACAGGACUGCUUUGGAAUCAGCUUGCACCGAUACACUUGAGGGUACUGCAUUUAUGUUGGUGUCUGCUGUUGGAAGUGGAUUAUUGUUUACUGUUCUUAUUUGGGUGGCAUCACAUACUUGGAUACAUAUAAGAAAAAAGCCUCCAGUGGAGCAUAUUGAUGAAGAAGAUCCAUUCCUCCCUCCAUCAUCUGCUAUGGUGAGCGCCAGGAGAAACCGUGAGACGUACGGAAGCACUGGUUUUCGACCUCGCUCAAGUCAUACCCCACCCCAGACCCCUUACUUCAAUACGUCUUUAAAUGGCCACACUGGAAGUCACGAUGGUCAUAAUUAUCUUCAUGGGCGAUAUACACCUCCUCCUGCUUAUGACCAGUUGUCUGGGGGACAUCUCAUGGGGCAUGUGGGAUCUAAAAUGCACUACCAGGCCUGAAUGUCCCUUCCUUCCCAGCCGGAUGCUGACCUCACCUGUGCCACCAAGUUCUAAGAUGGUUGGAGAGUCAUCAUUUCUACCUGGCAAAUGAAAUAGGAUCUUACCUUAUUUUUCUUGUUCAUAUCUGUUUCACUGAGUUCAAGAGGAGUUCACCCCCAGUGGAUGUGUCAGGAGCAGAAAACCAAAGUAGCUGUUACUCAGAGAUUCAUUUGUUUGGAGUUUUAGCAAGGUGAACAAUAGAAUAAGCCUUCUAUUUAUAAUAUCAGUGUCUUAUGGGUAAUAAGCUCAAAAUGGGUGCAUGCAACUUUAAUUUACGUAUUAGGCCAAUGUAAUAAUUUAUUUGGUCUUUGAUUUCUGUACUUUUAAAGAUUACAUGUGCAUUUGUUGCAUAUUUAUAGUAUAAUAGUCAGUCAGUGGGCACAGUGGUGCCUUUGUGAAAUAAUUUGUAUAUCUUAUUGAUAUAAGUAUUGAUGUUCAGCUUCUUAAUCAUGAUACUCCAAGACUAUCAAAAUUAGAGCAGGUAAGAUUUUAAGAAUAGUAUGUAAAGAAUCUUCAAAAAUGAGGAUUCUGGGAGAAAAUGGAAGUAUAACGUAUGGACUAAUGCAGUUAGCGUUUAAUAUUAUUAAAAGAAAUUAUCAAAUUUUCACAUACAGUAUGUAUUUUUCAUAUUUUAAUUGUGAAUAUAAUCUGAAUUAAGAGGUAAAAGUAUUUUGCAUUCUCCGCUGUAUUUUUCAGUAUGUCUUUGGGUAUCAUGCUACUUUUGAAAUUGUAUGUUUGAGUUGUAUAUUAUCAUCAGAUAAAUUGUUGAAUGUAUUAUGUUGCCCAUCUAAAAAAAUUAGAUAUUUGUGUGUGUAUUUAGAAAAAGAAAUUUUGCUAUAGCUGGAAUAAUUCUGUGCCAUUUUAAAAUUACAUUUUUUAUGCAUUCAUAAAUGCAAUGCUGUGUAGAAAGAUAUUGUUUUUAUGAAAUAUUGUAAGUUGUUUUGAAAAAUAUAUACUAUUGGCAUAAUGUCAUUUGCAAGUGGUGCUCAGUUGGUCACUGGGACUCAACCACAUUUUUUUAGAACUGUCUUCAAUUUUUUUGUAUAUUGAAUGUUGCACGUAGAUGAAUUAUAAAUAGCAGCAUGAAGCAGUGUCUUCUCUCCUUUCACUGCUCAAUGUAAAUAUAAUGUUUAGCAUUUAGAAUUUUGUUGUAUGAUUGACUAAAGUAAUGUCUAGAUGUCUAAUUAAAUUAUAAUCCUGUUGUACAUUAAAACCUUUUAUACGGCUCCAUCGUCCACAUCCUUUUUCUUAGCAUCAUUUACAUUCAAGCGAUGAUGUUCAUUGGAAUUAAGUUCAUUCAUGUGCUGAUCAAGUGUUUUUAUCUUGGCUGUUAAUGUGAUGAAAUAAAAAAAAAGAAAAAGGAAAAAAAAAAAAUUAAGUGACAUGUUUGUAAAAGUGUUGUCAGAUGUUUUAUCAUAAUAUUCAACUUUUAAAAGGAAAAUAAGUUAAAACCUGUUUAUAUACUGUUCCCGUAUCUCCUAGUGAUUUUGUUUAUGCUGAUUUGGAAUGGUGAAAAAAGAAAUGCAUAGUGUCAUUCAAAAUUAAAUUUGUAAUUUGCUCUGAAUUGAAUAUUCAUAUGUAGAUCUUAUGUAAUGAUAUUAAUUAUUUCUAAACAGAGAAAUUUAAUAAACUGCAUAUAUUGAAAAAUAAUUGGUUAUUAUGUUUUCGAUUAAUUUAUUUUGUUCAAAUGGACAUUAAGAUAUAAUUAUUUAGAGUUUAUGUUUAUCAUAAAAAAGUAUUCUACCUUACAUCAAUGUCAGUUUCAAAAUUAAGUAAAAAAAAAAGUGUAUUGGAUACACUAUAAUCGAUUCCUCAAAAUUAGCGAUAAAAAAAAAUAUUAUACUUUAUAUCAAUGUCAGUCGCAAAAUUAAGUGAAAAGUUAUUGGAUGGAAUAUUAUUUAUUCCUCAAAAUAUGCACAGCUUCUUUCAAAAUGGAUAUAGAUUUUUUUCUCCUAAAAUAAAUACUAAUUGAAGGUUGAAAUUUGCCUCUUACAUAUUAUUUUGCAACAAUUUUUACAUAUGAAUUUUUGGCAUUAUGUGUAAUGCAGAACGUAAAACAACUGCAUUAUUUCUGUACAACUACUUAAGUCUGGGAAUUUGUCAAAUGGCACACUAGGUAUAUCAGAAUGCUGUUGCUAAUUUUAGCAAUACUGGCAAGGGCCACCUUAUGGUUGCAUGUACUCAGAGGUAUGAUAAUAACUUUGUUUUUAAAAAAAAAGGUGUCUCAAAAUGAUGAUGCUUAAAUGUCUGAUAGGAAUAUAUAUAUAUAUAUAUAUAUAUACUGAUAGUAAUGGGUUGUAUGAUUUGUUAAGGGUAAAAAUAUUUUGAGCACACUUAAGUGCAAGAAAGAAUUAUCAAAGGCAUUUGUGUACUAUCCCUGUGUUUUAGAUAAAUCUUACUUUGCAAUAUAGGCCAUUUUCAGUAUAUGCUUAGUAUGUUCAUUUGCUAUCCCCUUUUUUAAAAAAAGUUUUAAGUCAGUUUUUAUUCAAAUUUCACAUGUAACAUGUUAAAAUAUAUAAAAGUAAAUAUACUAUGUGAGUAGUGUUUUGACCCUUUGAGUGGCAGAGCCUUUUGGAUCUGCUAAUGAAAAAUUGUAUUUAAACAACUUCUAUUAUCUGUAUUUGUAUCAUUACUUAUUCUAGUCUGUUACCAUUCUACACUAUCAUUUGUUAAGAUGAUAUUUUACAUAACUAAGAAAAUAAAAUAAGUUACUAUUAUGUACGUACUAAAGUGUAAAAAAAUCUCAUGGCUGAAUAAAGGCAAUUAUGCCAGUCAGAUUAAUAAAAGAAAAGGAAAAAAGAUAUGCAUUUUUUUAACAGAAUUGUGCUCAGAAUUGUAUGGAACAUAUUAAAAAGUACUAAAUUUAUGCAUAAUACUUAAAUAAAUGGUAACUGUUCCAGGUACUUUAAAAUUCUUCAUCAAAAAGUUACUCUGUUUAGCCAACAAAAUAUACAAAAAUGUCUUGUUUGGUUUAGAAGUCACUUUAGUAUGAAAUAUUGAAUUGCAGCUAUUCUACUUCAAGUAGGUUCAUAAAGAAUUAACACUAGAUGCAUUGCAAUAAUAAUUUGGUGAAUCGGUAAUCAAGCUGAGCAUAUUAUGAGAGAUCUUUUGGUUCAGUAUAGUUUUCUUUUCUUGGUUUUGUAGCUUAGAGAAUUUUAAAUAUUUUUUACCUUUCUCAUAUCACAAGAAAAAAAGAAACUUUAGAAAUGCAUUAUUUAAAUUGGUAUAAUGUUAAAUAUUUUAGACCUUCGUCAUAUCACCUCAAAGUAAGAAUUGUUUAUUUUUUUUUUUUUUUUUUUUUUUUUUUGUUUUGUUCAUAAAAUACUAACGAAUUCUUUUCCACAAUUCUAUAACAUUUUUUUACAACAAUUAAGAUUAUUUGAAGUGUGUUCAUUAUUAUUGCAAUACGGUUAUUAUUUUCACACACUUAAAAAUUACUGCCUUUGAAAGUAAUGAAAUUUCCUUUAUAGUGGAUAUUGUUACAUAUUUUAAAAUGUGCAGUACACUUUGUGAUGUUCUACUUAUGGAUUUGAAGAGGAAAAGCAUCAAUAUUAUGCAUAUGCUGUAUAGUUUUAAUUCAAAUUAUUGUUUUUGAACAUUAAAUUAAGUUGUGAGUCCCUCCCCCCUCUAUUUAUGUUAAAUUUUUCUUGUUGAAGAUACAAAAAGCAAUCUAUCAUAUGUGCUGUCAUCAUGUCUUGUGCAAGAACAUCAUAUUCAUCACCUUAUAACAGUUACAGAAAGUACAAACUUAAAUUCAUACUGAAUCAUUCACAGGAAUCUUUUACUAUAUAUAAUUGUAAUAGGCUUUUAUUAUUCUUGAUCUCAUUGUGACUUUUUACAUAAAUUCUAUCUAGUUAUUAUUACUGCUGAGCCUUGUGAAGUGAAAAGCUUGUGCCAAAGUAAAUUGCAAAUUUACAUUUUUGAAAGAGAUUGCUUUGAGCCAUGUUUUCAAGUGGCUUAAACAGUUUAACGUUAUAUGCUUAUUAUAAUGAUAUAACAGCAAACUUUAAGCAUGAACAUAUAUAUUAUUAACUUUUGAGCAUCUGAUUGAAUUCUGGUGGCUUAAUUUUAAAAAGAAAACAUAGUUAUUUGUGUGAUGCCCUUAUAAGUUCUUUGGUGUUUCUUACUGUAUUAAUAAGCUUUUUAAUAAACAUAAGAUUAAAGGUGAAAUAUAUAAGUAAAGAAGUAAAAAUACAUUAUUAUAUAUAUAUAUAUAUAUUUUAGCAUAUACAGUAACUUAAAAAAAAUUAUAUGUAACCAUGACAAAAAUAAUUAAUGUUAAUUUUGAAUAUUUGACUGUUUUUGUCAUAGUUAAAUUUAAGUAAAAAAUUUCUUUCUCUUGUAUUAGCAUUUCAUAGUUGUAAUUUUCUUUUUAAUAUUUGAAUUUUAUAUUCUUGUUUGAUAUGUUUGUUGAAUGUUUAGUAUAUGCCCUGGUGAGCGACCUGUGUCUACACCAUAAAAUGCUUUCCGAUUAAUUUGUUGCCUUUGACUGUGAUAGGUUUCUUUUAUUGUCUAUUUAUACCAUUUAUACCAUGAUAUCCUGAGUUAUUUUGUGUGUUUUGUAGUUUGUUAAUUUGUAUAAGUGGAUGUCAGUAUUUGUGUAUCCUGUACACUCUUGAAAUAUUCUUCAUAUCACAAUCCUGAACAUUUUUUAUAGAUAAAGUAGUAACAGCUAUGAAUUAAAGUAAUAUUUAACAAAGUAUAAAAUCUAGUGAAUUGUAAUGGCAUUUUAGUUAUUUUUAAAACAAACCUCUUUUGCACAUAAAUGCGCACAUAUUAAGUAGAUUGUAAUUCAUUGUAUAAUUUACAGUUAACUGUUAGUAGUCGUGUUUGACAUUAAAUUUUCAUUUUAUUAGAAGCUCAAUUUAUAAAACAAAUUGUUGAGUUUUGGUUUAAAUUCUUACCUACAAAAAUGUCAUAGUCAGCAACAUAUUUAAUGAUCUAAACAGUAAAGCUUGUACCUAUUUAAAAGCAUGAAACAUUAUUUACCUAUUAUGCUGUUUUGCAUCUAUUCCCCUUUUAAAAGUUACUGAAUUUUGUUUUUCUUAUCAAAAACAUGAGCAUACUUUAAAUUUUAAAAUUCUGUAUUUUUUAUGGAUUGUUGAGUGUGCAUAAUUAUACCAAACUGCAUUUUUUAACUCAGGUUAAUUUGAAGUAUUCCAUUUUAAAAGUUGACAUAUUUUUUUAAUCCUGAACCAUUCCUGAACUGAUUUCUGUAUAUUUAUAUUAACAUGUAUAAUCCUCUUUAUUUUUAAUCCAUAAUAUUAUGUAUUUGUUUUAAAUGUUCUAAUUUGAUAAUUUGGGGGAAGAGAUUUAUUUAUUCACAUGUAGUAUAUAUCUGCAUUACUUUGCUAUGACAUUGCUCCUGAUCCAUGUCUAAAGACUGAAUGAAAUGUAUCUUUUCCCCUCUUAAUCGUCCUUUACCAUUCCAUCAUUAAAAUGGAUAUGAUUGUAGCUAAAAAUCAUUAACAUUAAUGAUGUUUCAAAACAUAUAAAUAUGCUAUAAUUUGAAUGAUUUAUAAUUCAAGCAGUUGUUUAUAAAGGAACAUAUAUUUAUUAGUAAUGGUUUUUGUUAUUGAAGACUUAUUUCACAUAUUUAAAAUAGUAAAUGAAAAAUACUCAUCUAAUUAUAAUUGUGCAUUUAAUUGAAAAUAAGCCUAAUGAACAAAAUGUGUUUUUACUAUGCCUUUUUCUUACACAGACAGGUUUUUUUUUUAAUAGUGUAAGUUUGGAAUUUUAUGUGAAAAUUUUGCUUACUGUUCAUGUUUACAAUGUGUGUUUUUAUACUUUUUAUUAUAAAUUUCUUUAUUUUUAUAUUUAAGAUUCAAGCAGUUUUCAAAAAAAAAAUAAAUAAAUAAAGUGCAGUAUUUUAAACAUUUACUUCGUUUUGAAAUAAAACACUUAUUAAUUUUGUAAAUGAUAAAUGUAUGAAAAACAAGCAGAAAAUUUUUAAAAUUAUUAAUUGCAUAUGAAAUCUAAUAUGAUAAAUGAUAAACUUUUUAUAAAUGCGGUUUUCAUUUUGCAUAUAAUUUUUACCUCAUUGUAGACGAGUAUGUUAGUAUUUACAUGUAUUUUAUUUCAGUAGCAUUUUUGACCACUAUGAAAAAUAACCCCUUCUGAUAUUUGUCGCAUUGUGCAGCUGUUGCUCAUUUGCUGAGAUAUUGUAUGCAGCCUAUUCUUUUUUGUGAUAAAAAUCUAAAAAAUGAAACUUUUCCCCCCUCUU
Molecule: messenger RNA, 7838 nt
Organism: Stegodyphus dumicola
Lineage: Eukaryota; Metazoa; Arthropoda; Arachnida; Araneae; Eresidae
Product: protein tweety-like
Cellular component (GO): plasma membrane
Molecular function (GO): intracellularly calcium-gated chloride channel activity; volume-sensitive chloride channel activity
Source: RefSeq, a predicted model, not a curated record